AAGAGAGAGAGAAAAAAAAGAAAGAGACAAGAACUUACAUGGCAAACCAGAAAAUUUAAAUAAAGAUCAGAAGAAUUCCAGUGAACGAGUAGGGUUAGCUAUGAGGAGGGCAUAUCGGCUAACUUAUUCUUAGUUCUUGUGCACGAUGAGCAUUGACGUGCAGUCUUUGAGCUGGUGCGCUUCGAUACAUUCGCCGCUAGUUUCUCGAAUUGAGCAAUAGAUUAUAUUUAAAAAUUAUCUUCCUAAAGUUCCAAUUUAAUCGGUGUUAAAUUGAGCAUCAUGAGUUUAUAUUGAUUGAUUGGCAAACGAUACUCGAGUUUCAAUUUUGACGUGCAAAAAAUCACAGGAGGACAGUUUAACGAGAAGAGAAAUAUACAAAACAACGAAAGAGCUCUUUUCUCGAGUGAAAAAAAAAUUAUUGUAAUCCGCCUAUCGUUACCCUAUAUUUCAUCAUUCGCGUAUCAUAUCGUAUCAAAUCAUCGUGUUGAUCGCAAAGAAUUCGAAAAUCAAAUUCAAAAUUAUGAGACAAAUUUCUUUUGCAACGGAAACCACAAUUACCACCGAUACGAACCAAGUAAAAAAUUUAUAUGAUAGAGCGGAGGGAAAGAAGUGCAACGAAUAAGACGAACGAAUAAUUAAUAUAAACCGUAUAAAUAAAGACUUGAAUCGUUUUCUCCUCGUGUUGAUAACGAGGCGAACGAUGAUAAUAAUAAUAAUAAUAAUAAAAGGGGAUCGAGGGAAAUAAAUUUCAAAUGUUGCGAGAUCGUUUACAAAAAUACGUGCUUACGAAACAUUUCUGUUAUUACGAAAUUUAAAGAAGAACAAUCGAACGAGAGAACAACCGAGAGAAAGGAGGGGGGGGAAAAAAAAACCUAGAAAAGAGACGAAGAAGAAAUAUCUGGAUCCCGAAUUGCAAAAUGUUCAUGGAAGAAAUAUGGAAGAAGCAGAAAAAGAUACUUGUGUAUUCUCGAUUUCGAAAUUGAAUAAUGCAUAAUUCUUCUUUCUCCCGUAGCAGCCUCUCCCUACGAUUUCAUUCAUCAUCUUUCGGGUGGAAUCAAAUUCAAGUUUUUCAAGUCGGAAUCGAUUUCGAACUGUUUCGAAACCCGUUCGAACCGGUUCGAUCUCGUCCGCUCGAAACUAUACUUGUUUCCCGCGCAAUUUCGAGACCGUUCGAGAAGAGGAUUUGAGAAGACAAGGAAACGACCGCGUUUGUUUUCUCUCCCCCUAGUUCUUGUUCCCAGCGCGGAACAAGAGAGAAGCUAUCUCUCGUCUCAUCUCGUCUCGGAUAUUAUAGUCGUAUUACAAUUAAAAGUCAGCAGCGAUGAGUCAGAGGAGCGUGAUGCUAGGCCUGCCAGAGGUUGACUCGAUAGAUAUCGAGUUCAACGACAUCGUCUACGAAGUUCACGGCGGUCUGUUGCGAAAGGAACGGAAAGAAAUAUUGAAAAGGAUCAACGGGCGAUUCAGGUACGGCCAAUUGUCGGCCAUAAUGGGCCCGUCCGGGGCCGGCAAGUCGAGCUUGUUGAACGCUUUGACGGGUUUCAAGAGGUGUUGCACGGGCGAGAUCAGAUACGUGGAGAACGGGAACAAACAGGCUCGGAAGGAGUACGAGAAGCAAUGCUGUUACAUCCAACAGGACGAUCAAUUUUAUCCCCUGUUCACCGUGUGGGAAACGAUGUGGAUGGCGAGCAACCUGAAAAUCGGCAGGAAUCUGAACAAAAAGCUCAAGGAGAUGCUGAUCGAGGAGAUACUGCAAGAUCUUGAUCUGGGCAAAUCGAAGCAUACGAGGUGCGGGAGAUUGAGCGGCGGGCAAAAGAAGAGGCUGAGCAUCGCGUUGGAGCUGAUCGACAAUCCGCCCAUCAUGUUCCUCGACGAGCCGACAACCGGCCUCGACUCCCAGUCCUGCACCCAAUGCAUCAGACUGUUGCGAAACCUGGCCAAAACCGGGAGGACCAUCGUUUGCACCAUCCACCAGCCAAGCGCGGUCAUCUACGAGAUGUUCGACUACGUCUACCUCUUGGCGGACGGUAGAUGCAUGUACAAGGGUGCAACGAGGGACACGAUCCCCUAUUUCGCAAGCGUUGGCCUCCAUUGCCCGAAAUAUCACAAUCCGGCCGAUUUCAUGAUCGAGGUGUUGAACAACGAGUACGGGAAUUUCACGGAUCAAUUGGUCGCGUUGGCAGAGAGAAACGGCAACAAGUAUUGGAAAGGAAAUGGGGAUGCGCCGAUUUCCAGGAAGGAGGACGACGAGUGUCGAGGAAAAAGGAUGAAGAAACUCGUGUUCAUCCGCCAACCCUCCGAAUACGAGAAACUGUUCGUCCUGAUGAAUCGUUACACGAUCCAUUUGUUCAGGGAUUGGACCAACAUUUACCUGAAAUUGGGCCUACACUUCUUGAUAGGCAUACUUCUCGGCCUGCUGUACUUGGGCGCCGGCCAGGACGGGAGCAGAAGCAUCAACAACGUCGGCCUGUUGCAGGUCGUCCUUAUUUACCUGUGCUACACGAGCAUGAUGCCCGCCGUGCUCCUCUUCCCCUCGGAGAUGCCCGUGUUGAAGAAGGAACGGUUCAACAAUUGGUACAAGUUGAAGACGUAUUACGUCGCCUCGUUCAUAUGCAGCAUACCCAUACAAAUAAUAUUCUCCGUCGUUUACGUUUUGCCCAUCUACUUUAUAAGCCGUCAACCGCUCGACACGGCCCGAUUUCUCAUGUUCUUGCUACCGCCAUUCUGAUCACCCUUAUAUCGGAGAGCAUAGGGCUGGUGAUAGGCUCGAUGCUUAACCCCGUGAACGGGACGUUCCUCGGCGCCAUCCUAGCGUGCAGCAUGCUUGCCUUCUCCGGAUUCAUGAUCCUUUUUAACCACAUGCCACGCUUCAUGUACUACAUCAGUUACGUAAGCUAUAUCAAGUAUUCCCUGCACGCCCUCGUUCUCGCCAUGUACGACUACAAUCGGGAGAAACUGUUCUGCCCUGUCGUCUAUUGCCACUACAGCACGCCCACCAAAAUAUUGUCGGAAUUGUCGAUGACCGAUCGCAAUUUUUGGAUCGAUAUCGCCAUCUUGGUCUUCAGUUACGUGAUAUUCAAGAUAGCCGGUUAUUGCACAUUGAAAAGAACACUUACCAUAUAGAGUAAACCUAAAUCUUCUUCUCCUUCUUCUUUUUUUUCUAAUUUUUCCAAUCACGAUCUCAGUUCAAUCAAUAGACGAUCGAUAAAUAAUACUGGCUGUGCACCGUGUUGAUCGAUAUCGAAAAUAUUUAGAAUUUAAUUCCUCUGAAAAGCAUCCGUUUCUUUGCUCUUCGAGCAUCCGGCCGAUUCGCGACGAUAAAAGAGGAUGAAAGAAUCGAGGUUGUGAUGAAACAAUAUGAGCGAGCAGAUAUGAAUAAUUAGUACGCAUAUUAUUAAACGUAUUAUAAAAAUUAAUGUGGUAAGCGAUUGUAUAACCCGGUUACCAAUUAAUAUUUAUAUCAUUCGUAUUUUUUUCCACUUAUUAUAUAUUGCAUCUUUUAAUUUUCUUUUUUAUCUAUUUGUAAUAAAUCUACGAUGUAAUGAAAUCGAUACAAAUGAUUUUGAAAAAAAAAAGAAAAAAAACGAGAACAAGCAAUAAAGAAAUAUCUAAUUCGAUGAAAUCAUUUCCGCUUCUUAAGAAUAAUCCAUCUUCGAGAAUUUUGCGUGUUUUGUUCUCGAUUUCGAUGAUAAUAAAAAAAAAAAAAAAAAAAGAAAGAAAGAAAAAUCAUUGAAACGCAUUCCUGUUGGAAACUUCUGUUCAAAAUUUGUAUUACAAAGUUGUGCAGGUCGACGACAUUAUAUAUAUAUAUAUAUAUAUAAAAUUUUACAAGAUGGAUAAUACGAUUAAAAUUGAUCAAAAUAUAAUAUCUAUCGUACGCUGCACCUAUCCGAUUAUAAUUAUUAAAAUUAUAAUUGAACGUAUCUAAAUAUAUCUACACUAUGUAUACGCGUUUCUUUGAAUUUCAUUGCCUCUCAAUAAUUGAUUUAUCAAAAGUUUGAAACGAGACGUAUCUAUGUAAGAAAGGAAUAAAACGAUAACGAGUAGCAAGAUAUAAUAAUUGUGUCGCAUAUAAUAAUACUGGGAGUGUAUGUAUAAAUGUACAAACGGAAGCUCGAGUGAGAAAGAAGAAAAAAAAGUAUGUUUGGCAAGUAAAUGGAAAAACAA
Molecule: messenger RNA, 4164 nt
Organism: Apis florea (little honeybee)
Lineage: Eukaryota; Metazoa; Arthropoda; Insecta; Hymenoptera; Apidae
Product: ATP-binding cassette sub-family G member 4
Biological process (GO): transmembrane transport
Cellular component (GO): plasma membrane
Molecular function (GO): ATP hydrolysis activity; ATP binding; ABC-type transporter activity
Source: RefSeq, a predicted model, not a curated record